CAGCUGUAAUUUCGCUAUUGUCACAAGCCAGAGGCCGAUACAAUUGACUUCGAGACUCUAGAAUGAGCUCGUGGCAUUGUUGUGUCGUGAAGUUGCUCGACGACACGGAUCACCUGCACAAUCACAUGCUAUGAUUACGCAUGACACUUUAUCGCUUCAGUACUUUCUUCCUCACUGUUCAACCUGCUCGCUGUGGUUCAGCUUCCGAAAGUAGUCCCCAUCACGCUGUCUUCUCGCCCAGAACCAUUCGUCCACGCCACCGCGUGAUCAUUGUUGAACAUGCUCGUUACUCACGAACCGCAGCCACUAAUGGCACAUUUCCAGCACGCCUGCGAUGCGCCUAUGCAAUCCGAGCCGUUCCAGCAGAAGCGACAGCCGGGGCCGAACAUUUUCGAUGCACUUCCCAUCGAGAUUCGUCAAGAUAUUGCUCGCAGACUGGAAUCGGACGAUGAUCUGAAGGCCUUCAGACUUGUGUGUCGUUCGUUGCACGAUGCUGUCGAAGCGGAUGGCUGUUCAUUCUGGCGCUAUCGUUUUCUCGAAUCUUUCGACAAGCCGCUCGGGUUGUUCAAUAACUUAUAUUGCAAAGCAUCAUACCAGCAAAGGAAACGUUGGCUCUACGAUCCACCAAAGUUCGAGCUUGGACGAAGUCGACAGGAGCAAGUAUGUCUGGGCGUGAUUCGAAACUUGAUCAAUGAAUCAUGGUCCUCAGAUCAGGCGCAUCCUCGAGACCAUUCUCCGAAUAUCAAACAUCUCGAGACUUUCGCUUUGAAGGCGAGUACUAUUCUCAAGAACAUUUUCGCACCAAACCAAAACAAAACCAAGCGACCAUCUCACAGUGAUGCAGCAAAAGGUCGGACUCGACUUCUAGCCACUGUCCAGGUUGUGUUUGCGCCCUUGAUUCUUGAUCUGAGAACGCCAGAUCCCCAGGCGUUCGACUUUCCUCAAUCGCAGCAAGCAGCUUAUUCGGGACCUCGGCAGUGGUCUAUUUUUCACGGUCGUGAUGGACACGUGGUCGACAUGCCCUGGGUGCUGCAUCAAAUCAAUUUCUGGAAGUACCACAUGAUCAGGUCAGAGGAAUGCACAUUGUAUCCUGCAUUUAAAGGUUUGGACAAGCAUGACACACCCCAGAUGUGGAACUGCCCGAUCUCACCCGAUCCUAUUCAGAGCUCUUCCGACAUGCACUUCGGACGAAUUUGGAAGACCUGCUUUGCUUUCAUCGACCAGGGCCAUCUAGCGGAGCUUCGUGCAGGACCUUCGGAUGACGCGUUGAGGCAAGACGAGUUUGAGUACGAAUCAACACAGGAUGCCUUCCCUGAGUGGGAGCUCAGCAUGAAUCAAAAAGGGAACGACACCUGGCCGAAAGAGUUCGAGGACUGUCUGCAUAGCUUGACCCCACUCAAAGGUAGCCCUCGCAAUGUCACGCGGUCUCAAGAUCGCUCUGUUGACAACUCUCAAACCCUGGCCUUCCCUCCGCAAAGAAUUACGUGCCGUGAGUUAUUCGGCGAGGAAGAAGAUGGUGAUGACGCGGAAGUUUUUCAUGCGGAUGGAUACCUGACUGCGCUGCCACCUCAGAGCGGUAUUCCGGGCUUCAUUCGGGUCACCAUGAUGAAAUAUAAGCUGGAGGCAGGCGGAACGUUUCGCGAGCAUUGGGCUUAUGAAGGCGUGAUGCUGCCAGGUAGACAAAUGAUCAUCGGGCGUUGGUGGCAGCCAUUUGUGCCAGAGGCAGCAGCGGACUCUGGGCCGUUCAUCAUGUGGUGUGUAGAUGGCCAGAAAAGGCAUUUGGAUCCGAGGACCGAUCAGGAAGAGGCCGUUUGACGUGGCCAAAGGAUUGAAUACGCGAGAAUCUAGCCAUAGUGCAGAGUCGUGAUCAUGGUCACUAUAUCCGCAUAGGUGCCGGGGCCAGCUUUUUGUGUAAACAAUCGAUCUGGAAGAGUACCCGCGAACCAAUU
Molecule: messenger RNA, 1949 nt
Organism: Dissoconium aciculare CBS 342.82
Lineage: Eukaryota; Fungi; Ascomycota; Dothideomycetes; Mycosphaerellales; Dissoconiaceae
Exons: 3
Coding region: 280-1815 (511 amino acids)
Molecular function (GO): protein binding
Source: RefSeq, a predicted model, not a curated record